UCAUUCUCAAAAAAGCGCGAUGGUCGACGAGCAACAUCAUCCGUCCCUGCGGAAAGCCCGCGCGGACUCCCGUCUGCACAAUUACACCACGAUGGAACAUUAUGUGGAGGAGAUGCAAGGGCGUCGACCGGUGAAGAAGAUGCUCAUCGCGAACAACGGUAUUUCCGCCGUCAAAGCGAUCCGAUCGAUCCGCAAAUGGUCGUACGAAAUGUUUGCGAACGACCGCAUGGUGAAAUUCGUGGUCAUGGCGACCCCGGAGGACUUGCGCGCGAACGCCGAAUACAUUCGCAUGGCUGAACAAGUUGUGGAAGUUCCAGGCGGAUCCAACAACAACAACUACGCGAACGUCCACCUCAUCAUUGAAAUCGCCGAGCGUUUUGAAGUCGACGCCGUGUGGGCUGGCUGGGGCCACGCGUCCGAAAACCCAUUGUUGCCUGAAACCUUGGCAAAGACUGCUCGACAGAUCCUCUUCGUCGGACCCUCGGGCAAGCCCAUGCGUGCGUUGGGGGACAAGAUCGGGUCCACGAUCAUUGCACAAAGCGCCAAAGUGCCGACAAUUUCAUGGAACGGCGACGGGAUCAUCGUGGAUUACAAGGAACUGCAAGACAUCCCCGAGGAAGUCUACAAAGCUGCGUCCAUUCGCGACGGCGAACACUGCCUGGAAGAAUGCGAACGCAUUGGAUACCCCGUGAUGAUCAAAGCCAGUGAAGGCGGCGGGGGCAAAGGGAUCCGCAAAGUCACCCGCAAGGAGGACGUUGUCGCUGGGUACACGGCCGUGCAAGGUGAAAUUCCAGGGUCGCCGAUCUUCGUGAUGAAGCUCGCGCCCAAGUCGCGCCACUUGGAAGUGCAAUUGCUGGCCGACGAGUACGGUAACGCGAUUGCCUUGUCUGGCCGCGACUGUUCUGUGCAGCGCCGCCACCAAAAGAUCAUCGAAGAAGGACCAGUGUUGGCCCCCACGGAAGAAGUGUGGGACCAAAUGAUGCUCGCGGCGACGCGGUUGGCCAAGGAGGUGGACUACGCGAACGCGGGGACGGUCGAGUACUUGUUCACGGAACAGCCGGACGAGACUGGCAACAAGUUUUUCUUCCUGGAACUGAACCCUCGUUUGCAAGUGGAACACCCGGUCACGGAAAUGAUCACGGGCGUCAACCUGCCGGCGUGCCAGCUCCAAGUGUCGAUGGGCAUCCCAUUGCACCUGAUUCCCGACGUCCGUCGGUUGUACCAGAAGGACUCGUUCGGGAAGACCCCGAUCAACUUUGACACGGAGAAGCAAGCACCGCCGCACGGCCACGUGAUUGCCGCCCGCAUCACGGCCGAAGACCCGAACGCUGGGUUCCAGCCCACGUCGGGGCAGAUCGAAGAGCUCAACUUCCGCAGCACGCCCGACGUGUGGGGGUACUUUUCCGUCGACUCGUCUGGACGCGUGCACGAAUUCGCCGACUCCCAGAUCGGCCACUUGUUUUCAUGGAGCACGUCGCGGGAACGCGCGCGCAAGAAUUUGAUUUUGGCGCUCAAGGAGCUGAGCAUUCGCGGUGAAAUCAACACGACCGUCGAGUACCUGGUCAAGAUGAUGGAGUCGGAUGACUUCAAGAACAACCGCAUCUCGACGUCGUGGCUCGACGAACGCAUCGCGCGCCACAAGGAAGUGUCGGUGCAAGGCCGUCCGGACACGCUCAUGGUCGUGCUCGUCGGCGCCAUGUGCCUUGCGUACCAAGCGUCCAACACCCGCCAGGAAAAGUACGUGGCGCAACUCGAGCGCGGCCAGAUCCCCGGCAACGAGCUCCUGCAGCAAGAAGACGAGCUAGAACUCAUCUACGAAGGCAUCAAGUACAAGAUCCGCGCCGCCCGAUCCGGCGAAAUCACGUUCACGUUGUACUGCAACGACUCGUACGUGCAAGCCAACAUUCGCACGCUGAGCGACGGCGGGUACCUCGUCUUGUUGAACGGAAAGUCCCACGUGGCGUACGCGACCAAGGAAGCCCAGGGCCUCCGCUUGAUCGUCGACGGCAACACUUGUGUGUUCACCAACGAAUACGACCCUACCCGCCUCGUAACCAACGCCGCCGGUAAGUUGGCGCGCUACCUCGUCAAGGACGGCGCCAAGCUCCGCCGUGGCACGCCGUACGCUGAAGUGGAAGUGAUGAAGAUGUACAUGCCGCUGUUGACCCCCGAAGACGGCAUCGUGCGCCACGUCAAGCCCGAAGGAUCGGUGUUAGCACCUGGCGACUUGAUCGGCAACUUGGAACUGGACGACCCGUCCUGCGUCAAGCUGUCGGACCAAUUCCUGGGCAAGUUGCCCGACUUUUCCAACGAGCCAGAGAACGCCAGCACCAAGUCGUUUUACAUGAUGAAGAAGGCGAUUGGGACGCUGACAACUGUCUUGGACGGGUUCAAGCUGCCCGACGACCUGGUCCAGCGCGCCAUCAACGACCUCUUCGACUCGGCGCUCAAGGACCCGCUGCUCCCGCUGGACGAAAUCAGCGAAACGCUCAGCGCGUUGGCGAGCCGCAUGCCUGGCCACGUGUACGACCAGAUCCGCGACCACAUGCAGGCGUACCGCGACUCGGACAAGUCGGCGCCGUUCGACGUGUCCAAGAUCUCGGCGGCCUUAGACGCGUUCAAGGGCACGCUCACGCUGCCGUCCGAAGCCAACGCGUACGAAGGCAAGAUCGCGCCGCUGCGUGAAGUCCUCCCCAAGUUUGAAAACGGCUUGGAAACUCGCCGCGAGCGCGUCGUGUAUGACUUGAUCGCCAAGUACUUUAACGUGGAAAACCCGUACGCCCAAGGCCACAACGUCGAGGACAUCGUGAUGGCUCUGCGCAAGGACAACGUGGCAUCGCUCGCUGCCGUGUUUGGCAUCGCCCGCGCCCACGUAGCCAUCGACAACCGGUCCAAGUGGCUGCUCGAAGUGCUUCGCCAUAUCCGCCGCGGCGACAAGAAGGCCAUCUCGAGCUACGUGAGCAUGUUGGAGGCUAUCGCCAACUUCAAGGGUCGCGACUACUCGCUCGUGUCGCUGGAAGCGCGCCACAUUCUGGUGGACCGGACCAUGCCCAGCUACUCGGACCGGGUCUUGGAGAUGGAAACGAUCCUCCGCGCGAUCGUUAGCGACACGUCCCGGCCGCCGCACGAAACGGAAAAGUUCCAGGAACUGCUCGACCAAUCGCAGCCCAUCUUUGACUUGCUCAUCAGCCACGUCGACCACUCUGACGUGGCGAUCCGCCAAGUCGCGCUCAACCUGUACAUCCGCCGCGUGUACCGUUCGUACAUCAUCUCCAAGACCGACGCGACCGCGGCCGACAAUGGCAUCCUCGGCAAAAAGUUUGAGUUCAAGUCGCCGACCAACGAAGGGCUGUCGGUGCGGUCUGCGACCAUGAACAAGGCCGAAAGUUACGAUGACCUGGCGUCGCUCCUGAAGAAGGGCAGCGGGUCCUCGGCUAGCUUGACGUCGCUGUCGCGGUCCGACUCGACGGGAAGCGACUCGGACUCCAAGUACUCUGUGGAGAAGAUCUCGCCCACGGUGAAUCGCCACGGGGUGCUCGUCGCGUUCAACACGUUGGACGGAUUGAAAGACAAGUUUGACCAAGUGCUGGAACUCAUCCCCAAGCGCAACAUGCUCGCCGGGCUCACCAAGGUGCAGUACGUGAAUGUGCUGCACGUGAUCCUCCUGGAUGAAGUCGACAACGAAGACGCGACGCUUGAGAAACUCAACGUGUUCGUGGCGUACCACAAGGAAAAGAUGCAAAACCACUUGGUGCGCCGCAUCACGUUCAGUGUCAAGCCGCACUUGCGCAACGUCGUGGAUGCAUCCACGACGUACCACUUGUACCCUGGCAUUUACACGUUCCGCCAGUCCACGGGGUACGUGGAGGACGCGAUCGUCCGCCACAUGGAGGCGCCGUUGGCGUACAUGUUGGAGCUGCAACGCCUGGCCAACUACAGCGUCAAGACGGCCGACUCGAAGGACAAGAACGUGCACUUGUACUUCUGCACGCCCAAGAAGAGCGCGCUCGCGGCCGCCCGCGUCGACAAGAAGGAGCACUUCCAGCGCUUCUUUGUGCGUGCGGUGGUCCGCCAACUGGAAAAGCUCGACGUGCAGUCGCAGUUUGACGCACACCCGGGCCCGGAACGCACCCUCGUGGAAGCGUUGAACGCGCUCGAGCUGGCCAUGGGCUCGGUCAAGUCGGACCUGCCAAUCAAGAACAACCACGUGUUUAUGAACGUCGUGCCCGAGGCGGUGGUGGACCCGCACUACUUGGAAGCAGUGAUCCGCAUCCUUGCCAGCCGGUACGCGGCCCGGUUGGACCAGCUCAAGGUGAGCCAAGUGGAGCUCAAGAUCUCGGCCAAGUUCAACGACAACGCGUACAGCAUCCCCGUGCGUCUCGUGGCCGCCAACCCCACCGGCUUUGUCCUGCGCGUCGAAUCGUAUGUUGAAGCGCACGAGAUGCGCAACGGCGCCGAAGUCGCCAUUUUCUCGAGCAUCGGCGACGAUGUGGUCGGCGAAUGGGACAACACGCCCGUGUCGACGCCGUACCCUGUCUCGUACCCGUUCGACGUCAAGCGCGAAGCCGCCAAGCGGUCGUCCGACACGCUGUACGCGUACGACUUUUUGGAGCUGAUUGAAAACGCGUCGGUGCGCAACUGGCGCAAGUUUGCAUCGGACCGCGCGUCCAAGGGCGUGGCCACCAAGGUGCCGCACCACUUGGUCGAAUCCAAGGAGUUUGUGCUCACCAACGACGACACGGACGUGGAGCUAGUCACGCGCCCCCGCGGCCUCAACGACGUGGGCAUGGUCGCGUGGCUCCUCACGCUCUUCACGCCCGAAGUGCCCACUGGUCGGUCAGUGGUGCUCAUCUCCAACGACAUCACGUACAACGCCGGGUCGUUUGGCACCCGCGAAGACAAGCUGUUCGACUUGGCGUCCAAGUACGCCCGCCAACACAAGCUGCCGCGGCUGUACUUUGCCGCCAACUCUGGCGCGCGCAUCGGCAUGGCCGAGACCGUCAAGGCCAAGUACCAAGUCGCGUGGAAGGACGCGUCCGACCCGAGCAAGGGCUUUGAGUACUUGUACCUCAACAAAUCCGACUACGACUACUUUCACAGCGUCGGCGCCAUCGAGUGCGCGCACAAGGUGACGGCUGACGGCGAAGUGCGAUAUGUGAUCACCGACAUCAUUGGCGAAGAAAAGGACUUGGGCGUGGAAAACCUCCGCGGCAGUGGCACCAUUGCCGGCGAGAGCUCACGCGCGUACAACGACAUCUUCACCCUGACGUACGUGUGCGGUCGGUCUGUCGGUAUCGGCGCGUACUUGGUCCGUCUCGGCCAGCGCACGGUGCAAAACGUUACGAGUGCGCCGAUCAUCCUCACGGGGUUCCAAGCGCUCAACAAGCUCAUGGGCAAGGACGUGUACUCGUCCAACGACCAGCUGGGCGGGAUCAAGAUCAUGCACAACAACGGCGUGACCCACUUGACCGCCAACAACCACCUCCACGGCAUUGCGAGCAUUCUCAACUGGAUCUCGUUCGUUCCCGCCACCCGCGGCGCGCCGCUGCCGAUCCGCGACAUCACGGGUGUCGACACGAUUGACCGGGCCGUCACGUACAAGCCGACCCGCGUCGCGUACGACCCCCGCGAGCUCCUCACGGGCAAAGUCGUGGACGCCACGUGGCAAUCUGGGUUCUUCGACAAGGACUCGUUCGUGGAAUCGCUCAGCGCAUGGGCCAAGACGGUGGUUGUGGGCCGUGGCCGCCUCGGCGGUAUCCCCGUCGGGGUCGUCGUGACCGAAGUCCGCACCGUGGAGAAGCUGACGCCGGCAGACCCUGCCUCCCCCACCACGCAAGAACACACGGUCCAACAGGCCGGCCAAGUGUGGUUCCCAGACUCGGCACACAAGACGGCCACCGCCAUCCGCGACUUCCAGGGCGAAGACUUGCCCUUGUUCAUUUUUGCCAACUGGCGCGGGUUCUCGGGCGGCCAGCGCGACAUGUUUGACGAAGUGCUCAAGUUCGGCGCCGAGAUCGUCGACGGCCUCGUCAACUACACGCAGCCCGUGUUUGUGUACAUCCCGCCGUUCGCAGAGCUGCGCGGCGGCGCGUGGGUCGUGGUGGACCCGACCAUCAACUCGGACGUGAUGGAAAUGUACGCCGACCCGCAAGGCCGCGGCGGCGUGUUGGAACCCGCGGGGUUGAUCGAAAUCAAGUACCGCAAGCCGGCGUUGUUGGCGUCGGCGCACCGCGUGGACACGGUGCUGCUGCGGUUGGACGCGACGCUCGCGACACUGGCCGCCGACGACGUGACCCGCAGCGACGUGCUUCGUGACAUCCGCCUGCGUGAAUCCAAGCUCUUGCCCAUCUUCACGCAGAUCGCGACCCACUUUGGCGACCUCCACGACACCCCUGGCCGCAUGAAGGCCAAGGACGUGAUCCGCGAAGUCGUGCCGUGGGACCAAGCGCGCACGUACUUCUACUGGCGCCUCAAGCGUCGGUUGAGUGAGUUCCGCGUCCGCCGCUCCAUCUUGGAAGCAUCCAACGAGGAAAUGCACACGACGUUUGCAUCGACCGAAGCGACGGUGGCGGCGUGGUACAAGGCCCAACAACCCGCCGGCGACUGGGCCAACGACCAAGCCGUGCUCGCGUGGCUGCACUCAGACGCGGACUUUCUCGCCAAGCGACUCGAGAGCCUCCACCAAGAACGCAUCGCCCGCGAAGUCACGCGACUGGGGCUCCAAGACCCCCAGGCGGCGGUCGUCGGCAUCUUGCACCUCAUCAACCAGUUGCCCGACAGCGCCCGCGAAGACGUCGUCACGGCGCUCCGCCGAGGCAGCAUCUUUGCCCGCACGUCGUCCGUGUCGCAAUAGAGCAUACCAGCAGCCCUGUUAGUGGUUUAGGUAGUACAUAGUAGUUGGCUGCGACGACGGGAGUGACCGUUCCUGCGUAGUAUGUGUAUAAUAACUACCUACAUAUAGAUAUAUUCCUACA
Messenger RNA from Aphanomyces astaci, 6974 nucleotides. RefSeq lists its product as hypothetical. Gene Ontology annotation, biological process: fatty acid biosynthetic process. Bases 20 to 6853 code for a protein of 2277 amino acids. The record is from RefSeq and is a predicted model, not a curated record. Gene Ontology annotation, molecular function: metal ion binding; ATP binding; acetyl-CoA carboxylase activity. The transcript has a single exon. NCBI's taxonomy places the organism in Eukaryota, Oomycota, Saprolegniomycetes, Saprolegniales, Verrucalvaceae.